This is a messenger RNA of Portunus trituberculatus (swimming crab), 901 nucleotides long. RefSeq names its product MIT domain-containing protein 1-like. The record is from RefSeq and is a predicted model, not a curated record. Lineage: Eukaryota; Metazoa; Arthropoda; Malacostraca; Decapoda; Portunidae.
UAAAUAUUUUGAUAGCGCUGUUUAUCAUGGCGAGAGUCAAGAGGAGGAGGAGGAAGACCCUGAGAGAACUACCACCACCACCACAAUCACCACCAGUGCCAUGGGGACCCCCGAGGCAGCAGCGGUGCAGGUGCUGACUCGUGCAGUACAGCUUGACUCGGAGAAGAAGUAUGGAGAAGCUCUUGCAUGUUACGAGCAGGGUAUUAGACUACUGCUGCAGGCGUCCAGAGAGGUACGCGAUGAGUCAAAACGCGCACAUUUCCGCAAGAAGACAGAAGAAUACCGGCGGGCGGAGGCGGUGAAGGCGGCGGCGGCGAGGCAGCGCGCCGACACCUGCACACACAGACAGAUCCAGAUUGCCGAGGGGUCAACAGGUCACAGCUACGAGACGGUGUUUGGUCAGGUCAUCACCCCUGACCUUACGGAAGUGGUGGUGGAGGACGCUUACAUCCGGUCCACUCAUCAGAUCUACAAUUUCCUCCACCUGUGUGAGUUGUUAGUGAGGAAAGCGGAGAGACUUUCCUCCAUCUCUCUCAUCACCUCCCUCGACAACUCCGAUCCAGACACACAGAGAGAGAGACUGCGAGAGAUGGAGGUGUCACUACAAAAGCACAACAUUCAACUCACUACAACGUUUUCCCAGACUAUCCAUGACAGAGAGAUAAGGCUGAACAAUGGGUGGGUAGUGAAGAUUGGCCGAGGUUUGGACUAUUUCAAGAAGGCAGAUGGUCGAUUCUCAGUGGGCUGGUCCGACUACCACUUCCGGCCCUGUCACCAGACCACUAUCGACUUGUACUACCAGCCACAGCCACAGCCACAGCCACAGCCACCGUCUUGAUAGAAGUGGUAGUACAGUGUCUCUCUCUCUCUCUCUCUCUCUCUGUCUGUCUUUUUAUCAAUA